Tilletiopsis washingtonensis is the source of this 2468-nucleotide messenger RNA. RefSeq lists its product as hypothetical. The transcript has a single exon. NCBI's taxonomy places the organism in Eukaryota, Fungi, Basidiomycota, Exobasidiomycetes, Entylomatales. Bases 340 to 2361 code for a protein of 673 amino acids. The record is from RefSeq and is a predicted model, not a curated record.
GCCCUCCCGCCGCUGCCCCGCUCGCCUCAGCCUCGCCUCGCCUGCCCGUCCAAGUCUCGGCCGGCUGUGGUCCUACUCGCCUUGCCGUCCGUGCGCACAUCGCCGCCCUUGCCCUCGCUCAUCGGGCCUCACCCCUUCUCGCCUCUCCGCACCAUCUCGGCGCAGGCGGCGCGAGCGCAGCGGCGUACGCCGGCGCGCCGCACGCUCAUCUCGCGCGCCGCCGACUGCACCCGCUCGCGGCAAGAGCGAGGCAGCAGCAGCCGCAGCCGGCCUUGCCUCGAGCGCAGCUUGCCUCCGCUGGCUGCUUGAGGCGGGCGGCUAGCGAGCACGCAGCGGCGCAUGCUGGCCACGUCGCCGCCGUCGGCCGCCUCUUCGUCGGCCGCGCCCGCGCCGCCAGACACAACCGGCAGCGCGCAUGGCCAAGGCCCGGCACUGAAGCUGCCGCUGCUGCAGCCGCAGGGCGCCGGCAUGGCAGAGGCGCACGCGGGACCUUCGUCGCUGCUGGCACCCGCGACCGAUGCCAGCUCGCUCGACACGCCGCCGCCGCGGCUGCCGCCUGCGCCGCGCUCCGUCGCCGAGCGCGUCGAGGCGGCGCUGCGGCGCGACCAUGCCGCCGUGCUGCGGCCCGACUACUCGACGCCCUUCCGCUCGGCGCGGGAUGUCGUCGCCCGCCUGCUGCCGUACCAUGUGUAUGCGGUGCCGGACGCCGACAUUGCCUGGGCGCUUAGUGCGCCCGAUGUAGACGCCGCCGGUCCGUCCUCUGCUAGCACCAGUGCUCCGAAGCGCCGCCGCACCUCGCCGCCGCGCGCAGAUCCAGCAGUGAUCUUUCCCGACGCACGCAUCUCCGACCUGCAUUCGCGGCACACGGCCAUGCGGGCCCGGGCGCUGCAGCUGCGCGCACGCCUGACGGGCGGCGCCGAGCAUGCGCUGUGGGCGCAGGAGAGCGUGCUGCAGCUCUCGCGGCAGGCGUACGAUGCCGAGAAGGAGGUCCUCACGGCCGAUCAGGAGGUUCUGCGUGCCACGCGCGAGCAAGGGCGCAUCGCGGGCCUCAACUCGCGAGAGAUCGACCGCGCCGCCGCCAAUGCCCGACGGCAGCUGCUGCGCGAGGGCCUCAUGGCCGGUGCAGGUGCUGUCAGCAGCGACGAAGAGGCCGAUGACGACGACGACAAGGCAGAGAUGGACAAACAAAAGGAGGAGGUCGCGGAGAAGAAGCGGGCCGACGAGCUGCAGGCGAGGAGAGAUCGGCGAAAACGCGAGAAGGAAGAGGCAGCCAGGCGCGAGAGUGCUGGGCCGGUCAAGCAGGAGGCAGACGUAGGCGACGAAGACACGGAGAAGGCGAAGCGUCCACGCAAGCGCAAGAGCGAAGCAGUGAGCGCGUCGCCUGCCCCGUCGCCUGCUAGCGCGAUGACGCCUGGCGCUGGUUCGUCGAUGCAGACCAGGCCAGCACGCCUGCCUGCUGCUUCACCGACGCCGGUCGGCGAAGCGCCCCAGCUAAUGCGGCCGCCUGCCAAACGCCCGUCGAUCUCGCAGGCGAACAGGCCGGCAAGCACGCAGUCUCUGUCGCAGAGCGUCAACGGCAGCGCACCUGGUCCUGGUUUGUCUGCGCCUGGGCCAUCAACAGCGCCAAGACCUCCAGCACAAGCCCAGCCGUCCGGCUCUCGGCCAGGCGCAGGCUCGCCGCCAAUACCAGGGGUGCCUCGACCAGCAGCUUCGCCCGUCGUCGCGCGCGCUCCUUCAACACCAACUGGAGGCCCUUCAACUGGCGCGCCGCCAGCACCAGCCGGGCCCAUGACGCUGCCAACGCAUCCUAUACCUCUGAUCCUGCCGCUCUCCGCGCUGCAGGCGCUGCUGGCGCUCUCCAUCCGCGCCGUGCCUGCGCCGCACCUCGAGCCGGCCGUCGCAGCGCAGCGUGCAGCUGCUGCCUCAGGCACGCCGGUGCCAACAGCGCACACGACGGCACCGCGCCCGCCGCCGGCGCAGCAGGACGACGCCGUGCUGCUCAUGGGCGUCACCGAGGGCGCGGCGGGGCAGGGCCAGAUGCUGCAUCUCAGCGUGCUGCUCGCCAAGCUCUCGCCGCCGCAGCUGCAGGGCCUGGCGAACCUGAUGAAGAACCACAGCGCCGCCGCUGCCGCACAGGCCGCCGCGCAGCCGUCUUCGUCGGCCGCAGGAGCAGCCAGAAGCCCCCCUGCUGCUGGCGUCGCCUCAGCUGGCGGGGCCGCAGCGGCAGCGGCCUCGGUUGCUCGCGCGACCAAUGGCCAGCCACCCGGCUUGCCCUCGGCUCCCAGCUCUGCUCGCACUCCAGCUGCUGGUCCAGCCGCAUCCACAGCGCCCGCUCCCACGAAUCCAUCCGCGCCCAAGUGAGGCCAUACUUCUCUGUAGUCUCUCGUAAUCCAGGCCGCCCUGUCACAGCUUCAUCAAUCACUGCGUGUUCCCUUGCUGCUGCACCUGGGAGCGUGCGUUCACGAGGU